Cryptomeria japonica (Japanese cedar) is the source of this 453-nucleotide messenger RNA. RefSeq names its product cytochrome P450 750A1-like. Gene Ontology annotation, molecular function: monooxygenase activity; iron ion binding; heme binding. The transcript has a single exon. Lineage: Eukaryota; Viridiplantae; Streptophyta; Pinopsida; Cupressales; Cupressaceae. The record is from RefSeq and is a predicted model, not a curated record. The coding region runs from base 1 to 453 and encodes 150 amino acids.
AUGGCUCUCAUUGAAAUUCGUGAAAUAAUGGCAGAACAACUUUCUAGCCAAACAACUGCUCUAGGAUUAGCUUUUCUAGUCCUUGUGUGGGUAUCAUACAGCUUGAAGAAGAAUUCUAAGUUGCCUCCAGGGCCAACCCCAUGGCCAAUAAUAGGAAACCUCCAUCACCUUGGCAGGCUUCCACACCGCAAUUUAUAUGAGCAGUCAAAAAAAUAUGGCCCUGUGAUGUUCUUGAGAUUUGGGUCUCUGCCCUGUGUGGUGGUCUCUUCUUCUGAGAUGGCCAAGGAGUUUUUGAAAACUCAUGAUUUAGUGUUUGCCAACAGACCUUGUUCUGCUGCUGGAGAACACAUUGCUUACAACUAUAAGAACUUGGGUAUGUCUUCUUAUGGUCCGUACUGGAGACACGUGAGGAAGAUAUGUGUGAUGGAAUUGCUGAGUGCGAAGCGAAUUUAG